AUGGCGCAAACAAGGAAUUUUGUCGACUAUGUGGAAAGGGAAUGUAAUUUCGUACAAAACCCAUUCCUGGUUUAUUCCGAAGAAGUUGAUCUAGUUGAACGGAAUGACCCUCAGAGCGUUGGAAGAAAAGCAACAGACAGACGAUUACACAAAAGUGUCAAUUAUAAAGAAGAUAUAACAAAUGAGUUACGGGAGUUUAAAGCUAAAAAUCCCACUCAACAUACCAUAUUUGUACAAAAUAAAAAAUACCACUUGGGAGAAAGGAGUGUUUUUGAAAGACUAACAGACCCAAAGUACUACACUGGAAUACACCGUCAACGAUUCGAUGAAAAUGGGAAUGGCAGAGGUUUGGCAGGGAGAGAAAAUAUAUACCUGUUUGAUGGGAAUACUGAAUCAUAUAGCAGAGUUCACGAGGUAUAUUCCUCAGUUUUACGAAAACCUAAAACCACACUAACACCCGGAAUUCUGGGUACUCAAAAGUUUGGAGUUCAGAUAGCUACUCCAAAGCUUAUGUGGAUAUAUCGCAACGGGGACAAAUUUCACAAUGGAAUCCCCUUUUAUGUUCGCCCAUUUAUCAAGAAUAUGGAUACGCUUUUCUAUGAAAUCUCAAAGGAACUAACUUUGAUAGCAGGACCUAUUCGCAGAAUUUACGAUCAAAAUUUGAAGCGUAUUCGUGACAUUAACGAGAUUAUUGAUGGAGCAAAAUACUUGUGUACAUCAGGUGAACCUCCAACUUCCAAAGAUCGUCUGGAAAAAUUCAUGAGUGAAUGGGUAAUUCAACGAAUUUAUAGCUAA
Theileria equi strain WA is the source of this 795-nucleotide messenger RNA. RefSeq lists its product as hypothetical. The transcript is spliced from 4 exons. Gene Ontology annotation, molecular function: tubulin binding. The coding region runs from base 1 to 795 and encodes 264 amino acids. NCBI's taxonomy places the organism in Eukaryota, Apicomplexa, Aconoidasida, Piroplasmida, Theileriidae. Gene Ontology annotation, biological process: microtubule polymerization; intracellular signal transduction. The record is from RefSeq and is a predicted model, not a curated record.